Messenger RNA from Ostrea edulis (European flat oyster), 20298 nucleotides. RefSeq lists its product as uncharacterized. Lineage: Eukaryota; Metazoa; Mollusca; Bivalvia; Ostreida; Ostreidae. The transcript has 53 exons. Gene Ontology annotation, molecular function: calcium ion binding; protein binding; calcium channel activity. Gene Ontology annotation, biological process: detection of mechanical stimulus. Gene Ontology annotation, cellular component: membrane. The record is from RefSeq and is a predicted model, not a curated record.
AUGGCGAUAUAUUUCACUGUGGUCACCCACGAAGUACCCACAAAUGCUCUAUCGUCAGACGCACCAACGACAACAACAACAGAAGCACUGACAACCAGAAAACCAACUGAUAUUCCCUCGACAACAUCAACAGAGAUACAAGAAACAACUAUGAUAUCAGAACCAACAACUUUUACAACAUCUCCAGUAGAAUCUACUGUCCAAACAGCGACAGAAGAAUUAACCAUUACAACAAAUAAGGAACUCACAACCACCAUACCAUUGAUAGAAGAAGAUGAAAACACAUCAACUACUACAUCAACAGACACACCAACUACUACAUCAACAGACACAUCAACAACGACAUCAACAGACACACCAACAACUACAUCAACAGAGACACCAACUACUACAUCAACUGACACACCAACUACUGCAUCAACAGACAAACAAACUACUACAUUAUCAGACACAACAACUACUGCAUCAACAGACACACCAACAACGACAUCAGCAGACACACCAACAACUACAUCAACAGAGACACCAACUACUACAUCAUCAGACACACCAACUACUGCAUCAACAUACACACCAACAACGACAUCAACAGACACACCAACAACUACAUCAACAGAGACACCAACUACUACAUCAACAGACACAACUACUGCACCAACAGACACACCAACUACUGCAUCAACAGACACACCAACUACUGCACCUACAGACACACCAACUACUACAUCAUCAGACACAACAACUACAGCAUCAACAGACACACCAACAACGACAUCAGCAGACACACCAACAACUACAUCAACAGAGACACCAACUACUACAUCAUCAGACACACCAACUACUGCAUCAACAGACACACCAACAACGACAUCAACAGACACACCAACAACUACAUCAACAGAGACACCAACUACUACAUCAACAGACACAACUACUGCACCAACAGACACACCAACUACUGCAUCAACAGACACACCAACUACUGCACCAACAGACACACCAACUACUACAUCAACAGACGCGCCAACUACUACAUCAACUGACACACCAACUACUGCAUCAACAGAUACACCAACAACAACAUCAACAGACACACCAACAACUACAUCAACAGAGAAACCAACUACUGCAUCAACAGACACACCAACAACGACAUCAGCAGACACACCAACAACUACAUCAACAGACACACAAACUACUACAUCAUCAGACACAACAACUACUACAGACACACCAACUACUACAUCAACAUACACAACAACUACACCAACAGACACACCAACUACUACAUCAACAGACAAACCAACUACUACAUCAACAGACACAACAACUACUACAUCAACAGACAUACCAACUACUACAUCAACAGACAAACCAACUACUACAUCAACAGACACAUCAACUACUACAUCAACAGACACACAAACAACUACAUCAACAGAGAUACCAACUACUACAUCAACAGAGACAUCAACUGCUACAUUAACAGAGACACCAACUACUUACAUUGACAGAGACAUCAACGACUUCAUCAACAGCAACACCGACUACAACAUCAACAGAUACUCCAACUACUACAUUAACAGAUGCACCAAGUACUACACCCACUACAACAUCAACAGAGACACCAACAACUACGUCAACAGACAAACCAACUACAUCAACAGACAUACCCACAACUACAUUAACAGACACAUCAACUACUGCAUCAACAGAUACAAUAACUACAACAUCAACAGACAUACCAACUACUCUAUCAACGGACACACCAACUCCAACAACAACAGACACACUAACUACUACAUCAACAGACAAACCAACUCCAACAUCCACAGACACACCAAUAACAACAGCAGAGACAGCAACUACUACAACAGACACAUCAACUACAUCAACAGACGCACCAAAUACUAUAUCAACAGAUGCACCAGCUACUACACCAACAGACACAGUAACUACUACACCAACAGACGCACCAACAACUACAUCAACAGACACACCAACUACUACAUCAACAGAAACAUCAACUACUACAUUAAUAGAAGAACCAACUACUAUAUCAACGGAGACAUCAACAACUGCAUCAACAGAAACACCAACUACUACAGCAAUGGAAAUGCCAAUAACUACAUCAACAGACACACCAACAACUACAUCAACAGAGACAUCAACUGCUACAUCAACAGAAACACCAACUACUACAUCAACAGACACACCAACUACUACAUCAACAGAGACAUCAACUGCUACAUCAACAGAGACACCAACUACUACAUCAAGAGACACACCAACUACUACAUCAACAGAGACAUCAACUGCUACAUCAACAGAGACACCAACUACUACAUCAACAGACACACCAACUACUACAUCAACAGAGAGAUCAACUGCUACAUCAACAGAGACACCAACUACUACAUCAACAGACACACCAACUACUACAUCAACAGAGACAUCAACUGCUACAUCAACAGAGACACCAACUACUACAUCAAGAUACACACCAAUUACUACAUCAACAGAAACAUCAACUGCUACAUCAACAGAGACACCAACUACUACAUCAAGAGACACACCAACUACUACAUCAACAGAGACAUCAACUGCUACAUCAACAGAGACACCAACUACUACAUCAACAGAGACACCAACUGCUACAUUGACAGAAAUACAUCAACAGACACACAAACUACUACAUCAACAGAAACAUCAACUAUUACAUCAACAGAUAUACCAACUACUACAUCAACAUACACAUCAUCUACUACAUCAACAGAAACAUUGAGUUCUGCAUCAACAGAGACACCAACUACUACAUCAAUAUCAACUUCUACAUCAACAGAAACAUUAACUACUGUAUCAUCAGACACACAAACUACAUCAACAGAGGCACCAUCUACUACAUCAGCAGAGUCACCAACAACAUCAACAAAAACUCCAAUAACUCUAUCAACAAAUACACAAACUACUUCAUCAACAGUAACAUCAAGAACAGCAUCAUCGGAAGCACCAACUACUACAUCAACAGACACACCAACUACAACAUUAACAGAGAUACCAACUACUACAUCAACAGAAACGCAACCUACCACGUCAUCAGAGACAUCAACAACAUCAUCAGAAGCACCAACUACUGCAUCAACAGACACACCAACUAGUACACCAACUGAGAUAUCAACUACUAUGUCUACAGAAGCACUAAGUAAAGGACUGACUGCUACGUCAACAGAUGUAUCCACCAUUUCAUCAUCAGAAACACCAACUACCACAUCAACAGAAUCAUCCCCAUCUACAUCAACAGACACAUCAACUACUUCAUCAGCAGACACAUCAACUACCACAUCAACUACUACAUCAAAGGAAACACCAACAAUGACAUCAACAGAAACAUCAACUUCUACAUCAACAGAGAUGCCAACUACAACUUCAACAGACACACCAACAACUACAUCAACAGAAGGGCAAAUUACUACAUCUAAGAAUGCAUUGACUACUUCAUCAACACCAGCAACUUCGUCAACAGAUAUGCAAUCUACGUUAUCAAAAGAGACACAAACUACUACAUCAACAGACACACCAAGUGUUACUUCAACAAAUGCACCAGCUGCUAUCACUACGGUAGUUCCAAGCAUUACCACAACAGUGGCACAAAGUACUACUUCCCCAAAGACAUCAACGACUCCAUCCGUAGAGACACCAGUUACUGAAUCAACAAUGAUAUCAACUGCUGCAUCAAGUGACACGCAAAGGAUUCUAUCUACAGACUCACUGACAACUACAGCAUCCGAAAUAGAAACUACAGUGUCAACAGAGGGUCAAACUAUACCAACCACUACUUCAACUGAAUUGCCACAUUCUACAACAACUGACAUACCAUCUGCUACAUCAACAGAAACACUAACUACAACAUUGACAGAAAGAGAAUAUUCAACAUCAACAGAACCACCAAGUACUACAUCAAGAGAACCAACAACAACUACUACAUCAACAGAGACACAACACCCUACAUCAACAGAUCUACCAACUACAUCAACAAAUGUACAAAGUACUACAUUAAUAGACAGAACAGCUACUUCAUCAACAGAAGCACCUAUUAAUAUAUCAACAGAAACACAAACUGCUGGGCCAACUAGUGCAUCUACAGGGACACCAACUACAUCUACUGAGACAGAAACUACUUCGUCUGUGGAAGUAUUAACUUCUACAUCAUUACGAACAGAAACUACCAUGUCAUCAGAUGGACAAUCUAGUAGAUCUACAGAAACGGGAACUCCUACAGUAACAGAGACAAUAUCUGGUAUAUCAAAAGAGACAUCAACAAUGAAUUCAAUAGAGGCACACACUACAACAGCUAUGGAAGAUCCAGGGACACCAACUACUACAUCAACAGAUACACCAACUACUACAUCAACAGAUGCACCAACAAUUACAUCAACAAAAAUACAAUUUUCUACAUCAGCAGAAACACCAUAUACUACAUUAACAAACACACCAACAACUACAUCAAAAGAUAUAUCUACUACAUCAUCAACAGAGACACCAAGUACUACAUCAACAAAAACACAAACUACUACAUCAACAGACACACAAACUACCACAGCAACAGAGACACUAAUAACUACAUCAACAGAAUCACCAACUACUAAAUCAACAGAUACAUCAACUGUUACAUUAACAGACACACCAUCUAUUACAUCAACAGACACACCAAGUACUACAGCAACAGACAUACCAACUACUAUAUCAACAGAGACAUCAACUACUUCAUCAACAGAGACACCAACUACUACAUCAACAGAGACACCGACUACUACAUCAGCAGAAACACCAACUACUACAUCAACAGUCACACCAACUACUACACCAACAGACACACAAGCUACUAUAUCAACAGAGACACCAGCUACUACAUCAACAGGAACACCAACUACUACAUCAAUAGACACACCAACAACUGCAUUAAAAGACACACCAACUGCUACAUCAACAGACACACCAACUGUUACAUCAACAGACACACGAACUACUACAUCAACAAACACACCAACUACUAAAUCAACAGACACACCGACUACAUCAACAGACACACCAUCUACAUUAACAGCAAAUAAUACAUCAACAGAGACAUCAACUACUACAUCAACAGAAACACUGACAACUACAUCAACAGACACACCAACUACUACAUCAACAGAAACACAAUCUACAACAACAACAACAACAGAGACACCAACUACGACGUUAAUGGAAAUAUCAACUACUAUAUCAACAGAAACACCAACUAGUACAUCAACAGACACACAAACUACUACAUCAACAGACACACCAACUACUACAUCAACAUACACACCAACUUCUACAUCAACAGACACACCAACUACUACAUCAACAUACACAACAACAACUACAUCAACAGACAUACCAAGUACUACAUCAACAGGGACACCAACAACUACAGCAACAGACACAUUAACUGCUACAUCAACAGAUGCACCAAGAAUUACAUCAACAAAAAUACCAUUUUCUACAUCAGCAGAAACACCAAAUACUUCAUCAACAGACACACUAAUAACUCCAUCAAUAGAUAUAUCAACUACUUCAUCAACAGAGACACCAACUACUACAUCAAUGGGCACACUAACUUCUAUAUCAACAGAAGCGGCAACUAUCACAUCAUCUGAGACACCAACUACCACAUCAACAGAAUCACCAACUACUACAGCAAUGGAUACACCAACGCCAACUACUACAUCAACAGACAUACCAACUACAUCAAUAGACACGCCAACUACUACAUUAACAGACACACCAACUACUACAUCAACAGACAUGCCAACUACUACAUCAUCGGAGACACCAACAACCAUAUCAACAGAGGCACUGACUACUAUGACAAUGAAAACACCAACUUCUACAUUAAUGGAAACACCACCUAUUGCAUCAACAGAGAUACCAUCUGCUAUAUCAACAGAAACACCAACCACUUCAUCAAAGGAAACUACUACUUCAGCCGAGACAUCAAAAACUACAUCGAUGAAGACAUCAACUACUACGUCUAGGGAUACAGCAGGUAGUAUAUCAACAGAAUCACCAACUCUUACCUCAACAGAAACACCAAACAAUACAUUAGAAGAAACAACUACUCUAUCAACAGAGACACCAACUACUACAUCAACAAAUACACCAACAACUACAUCAACAGACAUACCAACUACUACAUCAACAGAGACAUCAACUAUUACAUCAACAAAUACACCAACUACUAUACCAACAGAGACAUCAACUACUACAUCAACAGACACAUCAACUACUGCAUCAACAGAGACAUCAACUACUACAUCAACAGACAUACCAACUACUACAACAACAGAAACAUCAACUACUACAUCAAAAGAAACACUAAUUACCACAUCAACAGAAACAAGAACUACUACAUCAACAGAACAAACAACUACACCACUAGGUACACCAACUACUACAACAAUAGAGUCACCAACUACUCCAUCAACAGAAGCACUGACAACUACAUCUACAUACACAACAACUACUACAUCAACAGACACAACACCUUCUACAUCAACAGACACAGCAAGUACUACAUCAACAAACACACCAAAUACUACAUCAACAGAGACACCAACAUCUACAUCAACAGACACAUCAACUACUUCAUCAACAGACACUUCAACUACUACAUCGACAGACACACCAGCUCCUACAUCAAGAGAGGCAUCAAUUACUACAUCAACGGAGGCAUCAUCAACUACAUCAACAGACACAGCAACUGAUACAUCAACAGAGACACCAACUACUGUAUCAACAGACACAUCAACUACUUCAUCAACAAACAUACCGACUUCUACAUCAACAUACACAUCAACUACUUCAUCAACAGAAACACCGAGAAUUACAUCAAUUGAGACACGAACAACAACAUCAAGAAAUAUACCAACUACUGCAUCAACAGAGACAACAGACACACCAACUACUACAUCAACGGACACAUUAACUACUACAUCAACAGACACAUCAACUACUGCAUCAACAGACACACCAACUACUACAUCAACAGACAUAUCAUCUACUUCAUCAACAGACAUAACAACUACUACAUCAACAGACACAUCAACUACUACAUCAAUAUCAACAUCAACUUUUUCAUCAACAUAUAUACCAACUACUACAUCAACGGACACAUUAACUACUACAUCAACAGACACAUCAACUACUGCAUCAACAGACACACAAACUACUACAUCAACAGACAUAUCAUCUACUUCAUCAACAGACAUAACAACAACUACAUCAACAGACACAUCAACUACUUUAUCAACAGAAACACCGAGAACUACAUCAAUUGAGACACCAGCAACUACAUCAACAGACACACCAACAACUACAUCAACAGAGACAACAAGUACUACAUCAACGGAGACAUCAACGGGGGCAUCAAGAACUACAUCAACAGGCAUUCAAACUGCUACACCAACAGACAUACCAACAACUACAUCAACAUACACAUCAACUGCUACAUCAACAGAGACACCAACUUCAACAUCAACAGAGGCAACGACUACUGUAUCAAUGCAAACACCAACAACUACAUCAACUGAGACACCAACUACCAUAUCAAUGGAGACACUAACUAUUAUAUCAACAGAGAUGUCAUCUACUACGUCAUCGGAAACACUGACUACUAUAUCAACAGAAAAACCAUCUGUUACACCAACUACUACAUCAACAGACACAACAACUACUACAUCAACAUACACAUCAACUACUACAUUAACAUACACACCAACUACAUCAACAGACACAACAACUACUACAUCAACAGACAUGCCAAGUAAUACUCCAAUUACAUCAACAGACUCACCAAGUACUAUAUCUACAGAGAAACCAACUACAACAACAACAGACACACCAACUACUACAUUAACAGAUGCACCAAAGAAACCAACUACAACAACAACAGACACACCAACUACUACAUUAACAGAUGCACCAAGUACUACACCAACUGCUACAUCAACAGACACACCAACAACUAAAUCAACAGAAACUCCAACUACUACAUCAAGGGAAAUGCCAACAACUACAUCAACAGAGGCACCAACUAUUACAUCAGCAGACACAAUAACUAAUACACCAACUACAUCAAGCUACACUACUACAUCAACAGAUACACCAAAUCUUCCAUUCAUUGAUUCAACAAUUGAUUCAUCAACACAAGCAUUAAUUGCUUCAUCAACAGAAACACAAAGUGAUACAUUAAUAGAAAUAUCAACAGGAAAACAAACUACUUCACCUACAGAUAUAGGAACUUCUGCAUUAACAUAUAGACACACAACUUCACCAACAGAGACACAAACUAAUACACCAACAGAACCACUAACUACUACACCAGCAGAAGCAGUAACUACUAUAUCAACAAAUGCACACAUUACUACAUCAACACAAGUACCAACUACUACAUUUACAGAAACACCAACUACUACAACAGUAGAACCAUCAAGUUCUACAUCAAAAGAAACACUAACGAUUAUAUCAACAAAAGCACUACCUAUUACACCAACAGAUGCAGAAACAACUACAUUGACAGAGACAAUAACUACUACAUCAACAGAGACACCAACUACUACAUCAACAGAGACACCAACUAUUACAUCAACAGGAGCACCAACAACUACAUCAACAGAAACAUCAACUCCUACAUCAACAGAUAUACCAACUACUACUUCAUCAGAUGUAAAGUCCGACAAUACUGCGUCACUCCUGACAGAAGUACUAUCGACCACUUUAGCUAAGAUGACCACAGUUCCGACGACGGUUGAAAUAGAUAAUUUGACAAACACAACUGAUGAUGCUGUAGAAAUAACUUCAACAGGUGCUGCUACUACAAUACAUAUUGAUCAAACUACAGCUUCCAUAACAGACACAACUACUCCAUAUAACACCGUAACAACCACAAAAGAAACUACACCCUCAACAUCGGAAUCUGUUCUCACCACAGAGACCACACCAGCCACUACUAAUGCUUCUACAGCGUCGUCGUCUGCGAACCCCACCACUUCCACGUCUGCCACCACCACCACCACAUCAACGAUACAGCCAACGACUAUCAAAAAUCUUCUUACAACCAUGGUUAAUAACGUUUUAACCACGACAGCCAGCGGCGGGAAGGUUACUACACUGGGAAUUUUGACGACAACGUCUACCAUCAUUGAGGACGACAGUGAGGUAGCAGGUGUUAUCAAGAUUGACGAGGAGUUUGACCAGUCGUUGCUCGAUCCCACCUCUGAUGCUUAUGCAAAUAAGGUUGCAGAAAUACUAGCACUGCUACAAAAACUUUUUGCCAUUGCUGAUCUUUCACAAUAUAUCUCCAGCAUCAAUAUAGAGGGAUUUGUACAGGGCAGUCUCAUUGUGAAGUUUAAAGUAUCUUUCAUUAGUGUCAGUUUUGACGCGUCCUACUUGAAAACUACGUUGAAUACUGCUUACUAUUCUGUUUUCGAGCCUCAGUAUAAAAUCAGAGAUGAGUUCACACAAUUUUCAGGUAAGGAGCUUAGUUAGGGAGCAAUUGACCAUUGCCUGAGUAACACAUGCCCCUCCAUGGCUACCUGUAAGAGUCUGCUGACCAGUUAUCAAUGCCUCUGUCCCCAAGGCUACGUGCUCAAUAAUAAUCAGUGCCAAGAUGUGGAUGAAUGUCUGGAAUUCCCCUGCUCAACACACUUUGUCUGUAACAACACAGUAGGAAGUUACACCUGUACGUGUGAAGAGGGUUUCGCUCUGGUCGAAGGCAGAUGUGAAGAUAUCAAUGAGUGCAAUAUUCAGAAUGUCUGCCCUGCUGACUCCAACUGCAUUAACUUUGAGGGCAGUUAUGUGUGCGCUUGUAACAGUGGUUUCACCAAGAUUAAUGCUACGUGUAUAGAUGUAAACGAAUGUCAGAACAAUGUUUGUCCAGAGCAUUCUAAUUGUCACAACACAGAUGGAAGUUACACCUGUGACUGUAAACAGGGAUUUGUCAGCAGCAAUGGCGUCUGCGUCGACAUUAAUGAAUGUUUAAACAAUAUUUGUCCUGCAAAUUCCAAUUGUGAAAAUACACUCGGAAGUUACACUUGUUCGUGCAAAUCAGGCUUUGUUGAAAACGGAACACAAUGCGUUGACAUCGACGAAUGCUCGAAAACGCCAAGUCCCUGUCGCGAUAACAGCUUCUGUACCAAUAGCUUGGGCACCUUCCAGUGCACGUGUCAGCAGGGUUACCUAGACACUGGAGAUUCUUGCAAAGAUAUAAAUGAAUGCGAACUUGGAAAGUGCCCGGAUUUCUCAGUCUGUACCAACACAGGUGGCAGUUAUUUGUGUACUUGUAUUGAUGGGUAUAUGAUGGAAAAUGGGACAUGUGUGGACAUUAAUGAAUGCAAGAAUGAGAUGUGUCCUAUUAACGCAGUCUGUUCUAACACUGUGGGGAGUUACACAUGCACUUGUGAUCCGGGGUACAUUAUGACAAGCGGUGUCUGCCAAGAUAUCGACGAGUGUACCAAUGAUGUCCGACAAUGCCCCACUAUGUCAACGUGUAUGAACACUGAUGGGUCUUACUAUUGUAAGUGUAAGGACGGCUAUUAUCAGUCAGGCCUUCAUUCUUGUACAGAGAGCAGUGUCUAUAAUCUUGACAUUCGGAUACAAAAAAUAAAUGGCAGUGACGCCAUUUAUUCAAACUCUUUGAAUGAUUCCAGUACUUCUGACUUCAAAAGUUUGGCAGGAAAUCUAGAACACGUUACAGAUGGCAUAGUUAGGACGUCACCAAUACGUGAAGGUUAUAUGGGGACAACGUUUUAUAAGUUUGAACCCGGAUCUAUUGUGUCUCACGGCAAUAUGUACUAUGAACUGGAAUCUAGCUUGUUAUCUUCCGAAACUGAUAUUUUUGUUUUAAAUUCUACGUCAGCAUAUCUUCAGAAUUCAGUUGAAAUAUCUGAACUUAGUAUUACAGAUAUAAAUGAAUGCCUUCAGGAAGGUUUAAAUGAGUGUUCUGAAUACUCAAAUUGCACAAAUACACCUGGAAAAUAUAACUGUACCUGCUUCUCCGGAUACUUGGAUAUUUCGGAAGAUUCCUCGAAACCAGGAAGACUGUGUGUAGCAAUCAGUGACCAACAUAAAGACGUGAUACAAGGACUGACACUGGAAACUGAUAAAAUUCACUACUUAAGAUCGGAAUCUGUUAGUGUAACCAUACGGCUGUCACGUGGUUCUCAUGUGUCCUAUAACAUUUCAUACGGAGACGGGUCAACAGAACAACGUGGUUACAGUGAAAUUUUGUCCUUUCUCUCAGAAGCUGUUUUCUCUCAUAAGUACACAACAGCUGAUACGUACAACGUGACUGUAUGGGCAGUUAACGAAAUAAGCCAUGAAAGCAAAUCCGUGACCAUAAACGUCGUCGAUGAUAUUAGGAAUUUGAACUUAACGCACACAUCAACUAAUUCCAGCUAUGAUGGACAGAAGAGAUUUGAACUAAAGACUCCACAAAUUUUGCGAAACGUGAACGUGACUUGGGACUUUGGAAAUGGUUUUGAACAACCGAAACUGAUGCCAAUAUUCUCUUCCAUUGUACCUUUGACUGUUGAACAUUACUUUGAUGUGGGAAACAAACUUGUUAGAGUAAAUGUAUCGAACGAAAGGACUUACCAAUUGAUAAAGGAAACGUUCUACAUCGAGGAGAUGAUCUUUGGUCUGGCUGUCACAUGCAGCACGUAUGUCACAGAACCUCUGAAAACUCUGUACUUACGAUUGAGCUUUUUGACAGGAUCCAAUGUGACUAUUUACAUAAGCUAUGGAAACGGAAACCAAUUAAAAUCGGUCCUGAAUAAUAACCGUCGAGGAGAGUAUACGAAUUACUACCCAUUUGUUUAUUCAAACAUCGGAAUAUACAACAUUUCAGUUAGAGCUGUGAAUACUUAUUCCGAAAUGAACGCUUCAACUUCCUUAAUCAAUGUAGAAACUCAGAUCAAAGACCUUUCACUGUCGACCGGAAGUGUCGUAGACCUACCACCAGGACAGGUAAAGCUGACAUUGUCCUUUAGCGGAAGUGAUCAGGAGCCAUGUUGCAUGACGUGUAGGACGUAUAUAAAGGGGUUGUAUCAGCAAUAUGAUGAAAUCGCUCUUCUUAAAAAAGGCAACCCGACUGAAAUUUUAACUGUUUGGAAAAACGAAAAUGAUGUAGGAACCGCUGACAUUGAGCUCCUUUGUGAAAACAAAUUAGGAAACCAAACUUUCAAAAUCUGGACCACUUUUCAAAGAAAGAUUGAGAAUGUACAAGUGAGUGUAAACAAAACGUCAAUUAGUGCUGGUGAAAGUAUAACUAUUAAUUUUGACAUUGGGAUCGGCUCACAUAUACACUAUCAGUACGACCUAGGAAAUGGUGUUCAGAAUAGUGUAAAUAUUCAAAGCACCCUUGUUAUGAAUUAUUCGGUAAGUUUAUAUAACAGCUAUCAGCAAAUUGGAGUUUAUAAAUUGAAGUUUAACGUCAGCAAUCUUGUGUCCACAGUCAUAAAAACCGUGGAAGUCCAAGUCCUAGAGAAAAUCAAGGGCUUGAAAUUAUCACGAUAUUACAAGGUAUCCGAUUUAACGGAAACCUUACACUAUGGACAUGGCUCAAAUGGUGAUAUAUUUCCUUUGGAACGAUCUGUUAUUUUUGAAGCCACUGUCAGUAGUGGAAACGAAAUCAUCUAUACUUGGAAAUUUGGGAUGGAAAACGGGUAUGUUACCAGAGAUGCGAAAGUAACGUAUAAAUUCAAAAGUAUAGGAUCACACUUGAUAUCAGUAAAUGCAAGCAACGGAUUAUAUUUUGAAUAUAAAGAAUUUAAUAUCAUAUUGGAGGAAAUUGUGAAGCCUUAUUCAUUGAAAAACGAUGGACCAAAAAUGGCAUAUGAUCUGAUGACAUUUACUUUGGAGUUGGCGAAUCCUGGAACAAAUCCUUGUUAUCUUUGGUUCAUGGGAGAUUUUUCACCUAUCAUCAUCUAUGGUGAGGCUACUUGUAAAGAAAAGGCUGAAUUGAACAAUUAUGAAUAUAAAUCAUGGAAUGUGUCCAACGCAAUCCUUCAUCAACACAUGUUCCAGUCCAAUGGAACUUUCAAUGUCAGGGUUACAGGCUUUAAUUUGGUAUCGAGCCAGAGUAUCAAUGACAUAGGUGUAAUAACAGGUGUCAAUUGUUACUACCCAGUUGUGCACAUUAUUGGCGGAGGACAAAGAAUAGACGAACCUGUCGAUAUGUAUAGAUCAGAAUGGAUUAAUCUAGAAAGUUCAGCGGAGAUCAAUUGUCCUGCGUCUACCGGUCCCGAUUAUCAUUGGAGAAUAUUUAAAAUUCAGCAGGGUGAUACGUACCUCAACAGAGUAUUUAAUACCUACGAAGUCAGUGCCAUUUCUACUGAUCAUUUCAAAAUAUUGUUUCCACCCAAAACAUUUUCAUCAGGGUUGUAUCGGAUAAGCUUAAAUGUUUCAAUGACUGGCAUUCCAGGCAUUUCGUCCGAGGAUUAUACAUAUCUAAACAUAACAAAAACUCCGCUAGUGGUUCGAAUCUCUGGUGGAACUGCGCGUAAUAUUGGUUAUGAUUCUAAAUUAGUUUUGAAUGCAUACGAAAUGACAUAUGAUCCAGAUUCACCCGACUCCUCUAACUCACCUAAUUUCACAUAUGAAUGGAGAUGUCGAAAGGAGAAAGAGGUAUUUCCUUCUGUCAUAGAUUACAUUAGCAUUCCAACUCUUGAAGAGGCAUUGAAUCAAACAAGACGUGACGGGUGUUUCGGUACAGGUAUAGGAAAACUUCCAAUUUCAUCUGGGUUGAUUGAAGUCUCGACGUUGCUUCUAGAUCCCCAUUCGAAAAACGUCUUUGAAGUACGUGUCAGGAAAGAUACGCGGGAAGGCAUAUUUCAGCAGACGGUUGAAGUUAUUGAUGGAGAUCCUCCAGUUAUUCAAAUUGUAUGUGUGGAAAACUGCAACUCCAAAAUGAAUCCUUCAAGUUCAUUCAGUAUCCAAGGGCAAUGUCAGUCUUGUAAUCUUUACGAAAAUGUUGACUUUGAAUGGCAUCUCUUCUUAGAGGAAUCUGGAGAAUUUCAAGCGGUCAAUAACCUUGAUUCACUGUUGGUUACGGAUACAAAAUCCUCAGUCCUCGUUUUUGAAUCCUCAACUCUGAUUGGUGGGAGAUCAUACCGAUUAAGGUUAUUGGCCAUUGUCUAUGGAUAUACCAAUAGUUUUACAGAAUAUGAAUUUAUUACAAACCUACCGCCCUAUGGAGGAACAUGUGGCAUUAAUCCGACCUCUGGGUAUGCAUUAGAAACCGAAUUCAUUAUAAGCUGUAACAACUGGGUGAAUCCUGGUGAAGAAGAAAACAAAGGGGCGGGGUUGCUCUACAGAUUUUGGUCAAAGCUUCGGGGUCGCCAGGACACACAACUUCUGUAUUAUGGUACAGAUCCGUACACCCCAGAUACAACCUUUCCCUUGGGUCCAGAGGAAAGUAAUUUCUUACAUGAUGUGAUUGUAAGGAUAGAAAAUCCAAUUGGAGAAUACGUGGAAACGUGGUUAAGUGUUAAGGUAUCAAAGCCGGUUAUCCAAAAUGAUAUAAGUGAAUUGAUUUCGCUCACAUCAGGGCAGGACAACACGCUUGAUAAUCUUCUGUCUUCUGGGAAAACACAAGAAGCCAAACAAGUUAUCGUUGCCGUAGCCUCGUUGAUCAAUACAUCUCCUGCAGAGAUCGGAAUAUCGAGAGCAUCAGUAAUAAAAUCUAAUGACCCCGGUCUUUCAACAACCACGAGAUCGACAACAAAAGUGACAACGACGCCGAUUCCAUACACUACCACAUCUCUACAUUUAGAUUCUCAACCUACUGGAGAGUAUGUAAACACUACUACAGAUAUGCCGACAGUAUCAAGCAGCACUGCCAAAUCUACCACAAGCAAAAUUACGACACCAAUUACCACAUUAUCACCAACAUCAACUGAACCCCUUACAACUUACUUUGUCGGAACAACUUUGGAUCCUGCAGUCGCUGAGGCUGAAAGACAGCGGAAAGAAAUGGAAGAAAAGCAGAAGAGGAUAGAGCUUCGGGAGUCACUCUUGACGACACUCUCUGCAGAGACAAACUCCUUGACUAUGGAUUCUCUACAACAGACAGCGCUUUGCUUCAGAGUUGUCACGCAUGAAUCGUCCGAGUUGUCCGAAACCUCACAGGAGUUAGCAGUUGAUGCAAUGUCUGAUGUAGCUGAUUCCUUCAAGAAGAUCAUCAGUCAAUCACAAACAGAUUCUACAGUUCAGACAUACAGCGCAGCUGAAGACAUUCUGGCCUGCCUGAGUUCUGUUAUAAUUGCUGCUACUGGAGAAGAACUAGCGGAACUACAAAAGAUCAAUGAGGAGGAAGGGUCCAUGGGAGAUGACAGUAGCACGAUAGAUAAACAAACAACAACUACUACUACCACAACACCAGCACCGAUCAAUGCAGGUUUAACAACAGAAAGUCUAGGAACGACGAAGUCUCCAGAGCAAAUAAAACAGGAAUCAAACGAAAAAGUUCGAGCAUUGGCUUCCAAAGUAUUUGAUGUAGCAGAGGUUGUCUAUAAAACAAUUAUUAAGGACCGGGUGCCCGGAGAGCCUCCAGUUGUUUUAGAGUCACAACUUUUCACUAUAGUAGCUGAGAGAUUGGCUCUAAAUGCUGUGAACAAGACGUAUCUUGAUACCACCACAGGGUCCUUCCAAAUGCCCACUAUGGACACUAUAAUGACGCAGAACACUUCAUAUGUUGAUACAAAGGUUCUGAGUUCCAAAACAAACCCCUACGUAUGGGAUUCUUCAGCGAAAUACAUCAACUCUCCAGUCCUUACUCUUAAUCUGUACAAUAGUGAGGGAAAUGAAAUUGCGGUGAAAAAUCUAAAUGAUAGCAUUACGAUAGAUAUCAACAUUGAUGACUCGAAACUGAGAAGAUCACAAAUUAAUUUUCCGUUGACUUCAAAGGAAACACUAUCUUAUCAUUACUUCACUGUCAGGUCAAACAUGUCAUCUGUUCAUAUUGUCAUAAAACCGGAAGAUCCAGAAACAAGACUCGAAUGCUACAUAGGCAUUGGUAGACAACCAACAGUAAACAGUUUCGACUCCAACUUCACAAUUCCACGCAAGCUAACGUACAGCAUUUUGGAUGAAAAUUUGAGGCAAGAACUUGAACAUACAAUAUUUCUUGCCCCUGAAUAUGUACAGGAAAAAGGCAUUGGAGCGUAUUAUCUUGGAGUUCGACCAGUCUACAAUGAAACAGAAGAGGAAGAAUAUAUAAACUAUGACGAUUAUUACACUGACUACGGUAUAGUAACUCCACCUGAUCUGCUGAACUACACCAUAAGCUUUGUCACUUCUGGGUGUUUCUACUGGGACGUCGACUCAAAUCAAUGGGUUUCAAACGGAUGUCAGGUCAGUUAUUUUUCAAAUUCCAACUAUACCAGAUGUCUGUGUAACCAUUUGACGUCAUUUGGCUCCGAUUUUUUCGUUCCACCAAAUACAAUAAACUUCAUGACAGUUUUCAAUGACUUUGAGGCAAAAUUAAGAGACAAUUGGGCAGUCCUAGCCGUGUUGUGUUUGAUGUAUUUCCUUUACAUGGUUGGAAUGGUCUUUGCAAGGCAUAAAGAUAAAAGGGAUAUCAUAAAGUGGGGCAUAGCGCCACUCGCCGAUAACGUAGUAUGUGACAAAUAUUUCUACCAGCUGACUGUGUGUACAGGGAUGCGUCGAGGAGCUGGAACCAAGUCUAAAGUCAGUUUUGUCUUAGCCGGAGAAACCUAUGACACCGGGGUCAGAGAACUGAUAGACGAAAAGAACAUUAAGACCUGUGAUCGUGGAAAUAUCAACAACUAUGUGCUGUCUACAUCUGAGUGGCUGGGGCCAUUAACAUUUAUAAGGAUCUGGCACGAUAAUACUGGGGAGGGGAAAUUUCAGGGGUGGUACCUUAGCAAAGUCAUUGUCACUGAUCUCCAAACAUCAGAAACAUACUGCUUCCUUUGUAAUCGUUGGUUAGCAGUAGAGGAAGACGAUGGGAUGAUUGACAGACUACUUCCGGUUGCUAGUAAAGAAGACAUGACUAACUUCCAAAACCUCUUUAUGACAAAAACUAAGAGGAGCUUCACGGAUUCUCAUCUCUGGAUCUCUGUAUUUAGCCGACCUCAUCGGAGCACGUUUACUCGCGUUCAGAGAAUGUCUUGCAUUUUGUCACUUGUCAUGACAACAAUGAUGGUGAACGCCAUGUUCUAUCAAGCAGAAGACAGAGUACAAAACAAGGAAUACGUCUCUCUGGGGCCUUUUGAAUUUUCUUUGAGUGGAUUUUACAUAAGUUUCGUUAGUAGUAUGAUCGUUUUACCAAUAAAUAUAAUCAUCGAUCAAUUAUUCCGAAAAUCAAAACCCAAACGGAACAGAGUCACCAAUGCGUUUAUGGGUAAAAAUGUUCAACCCCUAGCAGCAUUGUCACAUAUCAAAUUGAGACCAUGGAGUCCACCAGAUGAUACGAAACUGGAAGAUUACGUAGAUAAACCGUAUACGCGCCCUGAUAGUGCAAACAGUACAUACUCCAUGCACUCCGAUUCUGCACUCAUAGAGAAAGGAAAGAAGAACAAUGAAAUAGCCAUGAUCAGCAAUCCACAAACAAAACAGUCCAAGAAAAAAUCAAAAAAGUUCAUGUUACCACAUUCCUGCAUCUAUGUGGCGUAUUCACUGGUGUAUAUCUCGGCAUUACUUUCGUCGUUUAUAACAUUUCUGUACAGCAUUGAGUGGGGAAAAGAGAAAUCAUUAAGCUGGUUGUCAUCAAUUCUGAUGUCCAUUUUUGAAUCGGUGAUAGUAAUCCAACCAUUCAAGAUAAUUAUUGUUGCCAUGUUACUGUCGAUCAUACUUAAGAAACCAGAUAUCGAGGAGGAAACAGAAACGAGUGAAGAAUCUCAGAUGACCAACCAGUUAUUACCUGAUGAGGAAUUGUUAUACAAAAAUCCAGUCAAAUCCGAGAGACCGGCAUUGAAAAUUGAUCCACCCGACAAGGAAAAAUUGGCCCAGGACAGGGAAAAACGAUUGAAGGAGAUUACCAUGUUCGAGAUAAUACGGGAGAUUGCAUUUUACUUUGUUUUUGUGGCUCUGAUUGUUCUAGUGGCCAGUCAUAACAGGGAUAAAAAGGCAUACUACGUGAAGGAGGCCAUGAGUAACGUCCUUAAUAUUAACAAAAUCAGCAAUCGAAGUCAUGUACCAGACUUUUGGCAUUGGUUACUGAAAGUCCUCUUACCACGCCUGUACAUUUCAAAACAGUGGAACAAUAAUCCGGUGGAUAAUGAUGAAAAGCGAAUGAUAGCGACAAGGGUAGCCUAUAGAGUUGGUCCUGUGCGUAUUCGCCAACAGCGUGUUCGACAAGAGGAGUGCAAAGCUGUUCCCAUGAUGUACAAGUUUAUCGAGUCUUGCAGCCAGGAGUGGUCAGUUACGAUGGAAGACGAUGCAACAUAUAUGGAGGGAUGGACGACUCCUAUGGUUAAUCACACCACCAUGCUUAUGAACUAUCCCUGGAAGCACCGCUCCUUGUUUGAUGAUGCGGGGCUCCCUUUUUCGGGAGAGUUCGGUGUGUAUACGGGAGGAGGCUAUGUCGCUGAUCUGAUCGGGGAUCGAGAAAGGGCGAUGAAAAUUGCAAAUGAAUUGAUGUUGAACAAUUGGAUUAAUCAGUAUACGAGGGCAAUUUUUAUAGAAUUUACUGUAUAUAAUCCGUACGUUAACAUGUUUUCGAAUGUAUUCAUAGCAUUCGAAAUGCCGACGAUGGGGAAGAUGUUAAUAAAGGACUCCAUCAAAACCUUUCGUUUGUUCUCCUAUCUUGGUGGUUAUGGGAUAUUUGUCGUGCUGAGUGAGAUCGCAACAUUGUGCAUUGUGAUAUACUUUAUUGUGAGGGAGGCCAAAAUUAUCAAACAGCAAAGGAAACACUAUUUCAAGAGCUUCUGGAAUUGUCUCGAGAUGUUCAAUAUGGUCUGUGCUAUUACAGCAGUGGCAAUGUACAUUGUACGACAUAUGAUAACACAAUUGGCAAUGUACUCGGUUAAAAAACUUAGAGACAAGUUUUACAACUUUCAAAAAGUGGCCAUGUGGGACGAAGUCUUCGGAUAUUUCAUGGCUUUUACGAUUUUCGUUUCCAUUAUAAAACUUCUUCACUUAUUUCGCUUCAACAAAAGGAUGUCUAUGAUUGCAGGAACCCUGAAAUACUCUACAAAAGAACUUUCUGCUUUUUCUGUUGUUAUAAUCAUUCUGAUCAUAGCGUUUGCAUCCUGGGGAUAUGUUAUGUUCGGUCCAAAGAUGUUUGCAUACAGGAAUAUGUUCCAGUCAAUUGAGACGCUGUUGGCUUUUGCACUAGGAGAUUUUGAUUACCUGGCUUUGGAGAGAAUCAAUCGCGUGUUUGGACCAAUUUACUUCUUCUUGUUUAUUCUAUGCAUUAUGACUAUUUUGUUAAAUGUUUUUGUUACAAUCCUCAACGAAUCUAUUUCGGCUGUUAAAUCCGAUAUCUCCAAACAGUCUAAUGAACACGAAAUUGUUGCCUUUAUGUGGUUACGUUUCAAAGACUGGGUUGGCAUUGACUUCGAUAAACUCUUCGAAGAAGUAAAGAGGAAAUAUAUUCUGGCUGGCAAAACAAAACAGAAAGAAAAGACUGAAGACAUUGAAGAAAAAUUGCGCGAAAUAUCCGAAAGACUGGAAAAACUGGGACAAUACGACUCAUCAAGAACGGACCAUCCACCCCCUGAUAUGAGACCAAUGAAUGAGGCCACGAAGGAACUUUUGUUUACUCGUUUGUUUCCAACCAUGAGACAUCAGAGUAUUAAUUUACAUUAAUCGGAAUCUGAUAUUGUAUUCUGUUUGAAAGAGCGGGUACGUUAAAGUGCAAAAACAAUUCUAGUGAUACAUGUACUGGUAUCUAUGUCUAUAUAUAGGUAUAACGCCUAGUGUUGAUUGGUUAAUCAAUUUGUUAAAUGAAGUUAUGAAAAUGAUAUAUGUGAUAUUAGUUGUUAGAAAACGAGGGUUGUUGAGAUUGAAGUUUUGACCACUGCAGAUUGCUAAAGUUCUGUUGUUGGAGACGUGGUGAAAGUUUCAAUCUGUAUUUGUCCCAUGUUCUGUUAUGUUGUGGAUUACUUUCUUCUUUUUAGAGAUAUCUAUUUCUACCCUUUACCACACGAAAAUUCAACUUCCCCUUCAAUAUUAUUUCACACACACAUAUACACACACUUUUGUCAUGUUAUAUAUUUUGGUACUGUAUAAUAAAUUAUCAAUUUGUCUAGA